Molecule: messenger RNA, 1723 nt
Organism: Capsicum annuum
Lineage: Eukaryota; Viridiplantae; Streptophyta; Magnoliopsida; Solanales; Solanaceae
Exons: 2
Coding region: 610-1566 (318 amino acids)
Source: RefSeq, a predicted model, not a curated record
AAACUCUUUUAAGCAAUUUCCCAAAAGAAAAAUAAGAUUAUGGCCCGGCAUACAUUUUCUACGCCUCUACUUUAUACCAGAAUAAGUAUCUUCCCAGAAAGUGAUUUUGAUUCGUGCCAUGGCUUUCAUUGUCUACUGGGGUGUAGUAAAAAAGAGAGAAAAAGAGAAAAAGAAGACAGGCUUGGUUGGAAAAUAUUGCUGCUUCUUGUUGCAGAGAAUAAAAGGUACUGGGGAGAGGGGCCUCCUUCAACCUCAAAAAUCAAACUUGUCCACUACCAAAGCAAUCCUUAAAAGCUAAUCUUUGACUUUAUCGAGCAAAUGCAAUUGCUUCAUUUUGGUUUUCACUUGAUAAAUCAAUCAAUAAUUAAGAAUUAUGCCUCGAUCCCAAAUUAGUUGCAUCAACUUUAUGAUUCAUUCACAAGAUUCGUCGUCAUUAGAUUAUCUUUUAUGUUGUCAAUCAACCUACUGUUUCCGUAUUUAAUUUAACUUGACAAUUUAGAUGAAAUUCUCUGUAGCCAAGCAUCAAAGCAAGCAUAAAUAUAUGGGCUAGCUCACACUCAAAUAUCAUUAAGGUUCUUCAGAAUUCCGCUUGUGGAGCCAAACUAGAACAUGAUGAACAGAAACAGCACAAAACCCCUGAGGAGAUCAGGGACAUCUCUAGUAGCAAUGAAAAGAUUGAACAAUACCUCUUCGUUCUCGUUGGGACAAGCUCCACUCUCAGCUGCAAAGACCAAGGGUGGUAACCAGCCAUCUCCCACUCCAACCUACAUAGAGUUCCCAACAUCGCUCCAGCCACCUGAUGAUCACGCUGGAUAUCAUGCUAAUCACAAUGGAACCAUUGUUCAUCACACUCACUCAAAGCACCCGCUUGAGGAGAUUACUCUCCCGGAACUGUUUACCUGUUCAGGCUGCAAAGAGUUUGGCACUGGCCGUAGGUAUGCAUGCCAAGAUUGUGAUUUUCAGCUUCAUCACUUCUGUGCCUUAUCUCCACCUUCUCUUAAGGCUCAUCCUUUCCAUGGCCAGCACCAACUCGUCUUCCAUGCUAAACCCAAACAAGGUAAAGCUGGAAUAGCGUGGCCAAGGUGUGAUGUCUGCUGCAAGUCCACCAAAGGAUUCACAUAUAGAUGCAGAGUCAACUCUUGCAAUUUCCAGAUGCAUCCCUGUUGUGCCAUGCUUUCCACCGGGAUUAAAUUUCCCAAUCAUCCGCACCCACUAAAAGUCUUACCACCAGGAAACACUUUGUCAGGUGGUGGUAAUGAUCAAUCAGGAAUGGUGUGUGGUGAAUGCAAGAAGAAAAGAUCAUCAGGUCGAAUGUAUAGCUGCACUGUUUGUGACUACCAUCUUCAUGCACUGUGUGCUAAGUCCAUGAUCAAUGGGCUCCAAGAAUAUGGAAUCACGCCUCCUGAAAAGCCCAAUGUCCUCGGGACUGCUGCUCGUCUUGCUUCCCAGGUUGUUAUUGAAUUUAUUGGAGGUCUUAUUGAAGGAUUAGGAGAAGGGGUCGGAGAAGCUCUGGUUCAGAACAUUGGGAGAGGAAGACGAAGCAGUAACGGAAGAAGCAUUGCAUGAAGCAUGUCCCAAUGCACAGGGAGCACCAUUCCCUCCCAAUUAAUAUUUCCAAUCCCCUCCAUUUUCUUUCCCUCUCAGGAAAGUGGGACAAAAUGCAACUUAAAUAUUCCUUAUUCUUCUAAAGGACAUAAGAAUUUCUAUUUAAAUUGUUUAAUAA